This is a messenger RNA of Funneliformis mosseae, 195 nucleotides long. NCBI's taxonomy places the organism in Eukaryota, Fungi, Glomeromycota, Glomeromycetes, Glomerales, Glomeraceae. The record is from the annotation of a GenBank genome assembly.
AUGGUAGCUGCUGAUAUAAACACUCAAGUAAUAAAAAGGUCAAACAUUAUCGUUGAUACUACUACAAGGGAAAGACUAAAUAAUUAUGAUUCAUUGCAUAAAACUAAUGUUCUUCAGCCUAAGGAAAAUACUGGAUUUGGAAAAAGUGAAGAAAUUAAGACAAGAAAAGAAGAAGCGAAAAAUUCUGAUGAUUAA